This is a messenger RNA of Archocentrus centrarchus (flier cichlid), 2418 nucleotides long. RefSeq names its product folliculin (gene flcn). Bases 346 to 2010 code for a protein of 554 amino acids. The record is from RefSeq and is a predicted model, not a curated record. The transcript has 12 exons. Gene Ontology annotation, molecular function: GTPase activator activity. NCBI's taxonomy places the organism in Eukaryota, Metazoa, Chordata, Actinopteri, Cichliformes, Cichlidae. Gene Ontology annotation, biological process: positive regulation of transforming growth factor beta receptor signaling pathway; negative regulation of transcription by RNA polymerase II; positive regulation of TORC1 signaling. Gene Ontology annotation, cellular component: cytosol.
UUUUUGAUUCGACGGUUAAAACUGAAAAAAAAGAAAAAAAAUCAGCGGCGGUUGGCAUCCACGCGUCAGUCCUGCCUGAGCGCGUGACUCUGCGUCAUGUGACGAGCUCUGUUUUUGUUGCCUCCUGGCAGCGACACAGAGGGCAACAAAAAAGUGUAGAAAACCUCAAUUAAACCAUUAGGAACGAUGGAUUUUUAAAUAACGGGCUCCAUGAAGAUUUGACUUAAUUUCACGCCACUGUUACUUGUUAUGGUGCGGCUUUUUUGAACGCUACGUCCAAUGAAUCCUCCUUUGUGAAGUGCCAGAGAGCACCAGUCAUUUGUUGAACUUGGCUCUGCACUGAAGAUGAAUGCUCUGGUGGCUCUCUGUCACUUCUGUGAGCUCCAUGGCCCCCGGACCCUGUUCUGUACUGAAGCACUACACCCUCCAUCUCCAUCCCCUUCAUCCCAGGCAGGUGCCCCAGUACCAGGAGACCGAGAUGGAGACCGUGACGGUGAAGGGCUCACCAUGAAGGCCAACAGCUCGGCUACACAGAAAGAAAUGUGUGAGGGUUGUCGAUCCUUGCCUGCAUCUCACCCAGGCUUUGUGAGCAUUGAUGAUGAAACGGGCAUCCGCUUCCUGAGUCACCAACACCCCAGACAACCACAGCUUUUCAGCGUGGUUCGACAGGCUUGCGUACGCAGUCUCAGCUGUGAGGUGUGUCCCGGGCGUGAAGGGCCCAUUUUUUUUGGAGAUGAGCAACAUGGAUUUGUGUUCUCGCACACCUUUUUUAUCAAAGACAGCCUGGCCAGAGGCUUCCAGCGCUGGUACAGUAUUGUUAUGGUCGCCAUGGACAGAAUCUACCUUAUCAACUCCUGGCCUUUCCUUUUGCGUCACCUCAAGCUUACUAUACAAAGCCUGCAGAGCACAGCUCUAAAGGUGUUUGACAGUGAACAGGGAAUCUGUCCCCAGCGAGCUGUGAGGAUGAACAGUGCAUUUUCACCUGCAGUUUUUCCACACCAACGGAGUGGCAAUGCAGCUCGAUCGCUGACUUCUCUCACCCAGCAUCCUAAUCUCUGGGCCAGCCUGCAUUCCUCCUUUAGUUGGCUGCUUAAGGCUUGUGGUAGCCGUCUGACGGAGAAGCUACUGGAAGGAGCUCCCACCGAGGAUACACUGGUGCUCAUAGAGAGACAAACAGAGCAAGAAGAGGAAAUGAGCUGCUGGGAGGGAGCAGAAGGAGGCGUUUCAAAGAGGCACCAUUCGGAGAGCAAGCUGACCCACAACUUCCUGAGCGACGAUGCAAAACUGGAUGAAUUGCCUGGUCCAAAAUUUAGGUCACUGAGGCAUUUGAGACAGGUCCUUGGGGCUACUGAUUUUCGACAACUAGCCUGGCACGUGCUCAUGGGAAAUCAGGUCAUAUGGAGAGGUGCAGACCCACUUCUCAUCCAGUCAGCUUUUACAAUGCUCAAGUCUUUGCUCCCAGUAGGCUGUGUGCGCUCUGUGCCGUACAGUUCUCAGUACGAGGAGGCCUACAAAUGCAACUUUCUGGGUCUCAGCCCCGAUGUGCCUAUUCCAGCCCACGUCAGCUCCUCAGAGUUCACAAUGCUCGUGGAUGUCACCUCAGAGAGAAGCUGUCACAUCCCUGCUGUAGGAGAAGACGAUAUCAGCUCACUUUAUCAGUUCACCAUCAGCAGUGCCAACGCACAACCUAUAGACAGGGGUCCAACAUUACUGAACAAGCUGGAGGUGGCUCUGUCUAAUGAGAACUUGUCAGUAGAUGUUGUGUCUCACUGCCUGCUGUGCUUGAAGGAGGAGUGGAUGAAUAAAGUCAAAGUGUUGUUCAAGUUCUCCAAAGUGGACGGUCGGGGAAGGGAGGACACCCAGAAGGUUCUGGCGCUGCUCGGUGCUACGGGCCCCGGCGAGGAAGACAAUGUCAGGCUGCUCAAAUACUGGAUGACUGGACUCAGCAAAACAUACAAGAGCCAUUUAAUGACAGCAGUCCGAGGAGGGGAGAGGAGCCCCAGCCAGUGACAAAGAAGAGGAGGAGGAGAUUAGGAUAAAGAAAGGGGAGCUGAAAUGAGGGGGAAUGCCAUAGAGACAGCAUUCUCCUUCUUUUUUUUUUCUUUUUUUUUGUUUUGUGUUUUUUAACCAAGAGUUUCGUCAUUUAAUGUGGAAUGAAGGAGGGCUGUGAAUGGAUGACAGAAAGGGUUUUGCUCAUUCGUUAUGUUCAUUUUCAGAAACUGUAUCUAACCGUGAUUAUUGUCUUGCUCACUAAACCAAUAGAAUCAGUUUGGCUAAUGCAUGAGGGCUUUUAUUCGUCAAAGGGAACUCUUGUAGAAGACCUUUUCAUACAGAUAUGUAAAGCUUAACUUAUUACAAAAAGAAUUUGCACUUUGUUUACUCCUGCUGAUGUUUUAAAAUAAAAUCAAAGUAAGUGAA